UCCGUCCAUUUUUCUCUCUCUCUGGUGAGUCUAGGUCAAUCUUUUUUUUCUUGAAUAAGAGGAUUUUAAGAAAUCCAUCCACGUAUUUACCCUCAAUAAAAUAUCAUCCCCUAACAAUCGCUAAGUAUAAAACCUAAUGAAGUUGAAUUGGCUUAUUUAUAUUAUUUACCAAAAGUCCAUAAGCCUGGUACUCCUCUACGACCAAUUAUAAGUGGACUUAAGCAUCCUACAAUUAAAAUAUCUAAAUUUCUGGAUGAUUUAUUAAGACCAUUGUUUGAUCGAAUGGCCCAGGAAGCAACGGUUUCUUCUGGCUUUGAAUUAGUUAAAAAAUUAGACAUAUGGUCAAAACUAAAUAUGGAUGGAAAUACGAUAUUUUGUACUAUUGAUGUAGUGGAUUUAUAUACAAUGAUUCCACAAGUAGAAGGAGUACUUUCUCUCAAGAAAAUGUUAGAUUAUUUGAAAUUGAAGAAAGUUGGUGGUUUAAAAAUAGAAACUAUUACUCGAUUAAGUCGAUUUUUUAUGCAAAAUAAUUAUUUUUCUUAUGAUGGCCAAUUUUAUCAUCAAAUUAGAGGUGGAGCUAUGGGAUCCCCGUUAACUUUGACUAUGGCGAAUUGUUAUAUGUUCCUUUUUGAACGACGAAUAGCCACACAAAUUAAAAAUAGCGGUGGACUCUAUUUUCGAUAUAUUGGUGAUUUAUUUAUAGUAAUUAAUUGGCCCGCUAGACACUUCUUGAAACAAAUCGACAGAUGGAAUAAAUUUGAUGAAAAUAUUAAAUUAAAUGCGAACGUUGGUUCUUUUAUGAAUUUUCUUGAUUUAUAUAUGGAAAAUUGUGACGGUAUAUUAUUUACUACUGUUUAUCAAAAGCCGUCUUAUGAGCCGUAUUACUUGCCAUUCAAUAGUAUUCAUCCAUUACAUAUGAAAAAGAAUAUACCUUUUACGAUGUUACUUAGAGUGAUCCAGUAUUGUUCUACAUUUCAAAUAUAUUUGGAUGAACGCGAAAAAUUACGUAUAGCUUUACUACUCAAUAAAUAUCCGAACAAAUUAAUUGAAGAACAGUUUAAUAAUGUUCUUUUGAGAUAUAAUAUUGAUCAGCCAUUAACAAAUUUCAAUUAUGAUAAAUAUCGUCAAAAAGUAAUAGAUUCACCCAUAAAAGAAAAAGUUAUGAUUGAUUAUGAAGCAGUUAUGUUUAUACAUUUCACAUACAGUUCUACCAUGAAAACUUUUCCUGUUAAAUUCCAUCAACUUUGGAAUAAAUACUUUGAGGAAUCUCCUAUUAAUGAAGUUAGACCUAUUUUAGGUACCCGAAAUGUGAAGAAUAUACAAAGACGUCUAGCCUUUAAUUAA
Messenger RNA from Rotaria sp. Silwood2, 1344 nucleotides. NCBI's taxonomy places the organism in Eukaryota, Metazoa, Rotifera, Eurotatoria, Philodinida, Philodinidae. The record is from the annotation of a GenBank genome assembly.